Messenger RNA from Cynara cardunculus var. scolymus (artichoke), 4472 nucleotides. Its product is annotated as disease resistance-like protein DSC1. Gene Ontology annotation, biological process: signal transduction; defense response. The coding region runs from base 122 to 3445 and encodes 1107 amino acids. The transcript has 9 exons. The record is from RefSeq and is a predicted model, not a curated record. Gene Ontology annotation, molecular function: ADP binding. NCBI's taxonomy places the organism in Eukaryota, Viridiplantae, Streptophyta, Magnoliopsida, Asterales, Asteraceae.
AGUGUUAGUUGGGGAAAAGGAUUGCGUAGGAGAAAACCCAAUUGAGCAUGACCACUACAAUUUCUUGAUUUUAGAAAACCCUAAUUUCUAAUCCCUUUCAUACUCUCUUCUUUUGGGAUCUAUGGAUUCUGCUGCUUCCUCUAGUACAAUCGCUUCUCCUGGGACAAAUUACAGCAGAUAUGAUGUUUUCAUAAGUUUUAGAGGCGAAGAUACUCGUUACUCUUUUACAGAUCAUCUCUACGAGGCGUUAGUUGGAGCCGGAAUUAGGACUUUCAGGGACACUGAUUCGAUCCAAAGAGAUGAAGAUCUGAAAUCGCAAAUCGAGAGGGCAAAGGCUUCAAUAGUUGUAUUGUCAAAAAAUUAUGCCAAUUCUACAUCAUGUCUUGAUGAGCUUCUGUUGAUCAUGGACCGAAGAAAGACCUUCUAUCAUAUAGUUGUACCGGUUUUUUAUCAUGUUGAUCCCUCCGAUGUUAAGAAACAACAAAAUACUUUUGCGUUAAAUGUCAACACCGGAGGAGAACGGUUCCAAAAAUCUGUGAAAUGGACUGCUCAUAAGGUGGAAAGGUGGAAGGCAGCCCUUACGGAGGUUGCUAAUUUGGAGGGCAAGGUUCUUUCUGGGCCUGAAACGAAGUUUAUCGCAGAUAUUGUUAAUACCAUUGGCGAUAAGCUACGUCUCAAAUUAGUUUGUACUCCACCACAUCUAACCGGCAUGGACACUCGAGCUGAACAUAUCAAUUUCUGGGUGAAAGAUAAGCAAGAUGCUGAAGUUCUUGCAAUUUGUGGCAUGGCAGGAAGUGGAAAGACGACACUGGCAAAAUAUAUUUACGAUUCGAACUUGCCUAAGUUUGAAAGUAGCAGUUUUCUUGAAGACAUUGCAAAGAUAUGUGAGCAACCCCAGGGUUUGUGUGUGCUACAGGAGCAACUUCUUGCAGACAUUUUGGAGGGAAAGAAAAAAGAACUUGAUGUUACUUCGUAUAAAAAUCAGAUUGAGACGGCCUUACAAGAGAAAAGGUUGCUUAUUGUUCUUGAUGACAUUGAUAAAAAGGACCAGCUAGAAGCUUUACUUGGAACGGAAAAGAUUAAUACAGAAAGCAAGAUUAUUAUAACAAGUAGGCUUUCAACUAUACGGGAAUGGUUUGAGUCUCGGAGGUGUAGAGAGCACAAACUUGAGUUAUUGAAUGAACAUGAAUCAUUAGAGCUUUUAAGUUGGCAUGCCUUUGGAUCCAAAAUUCCCAUGGAAGGUUUCAAGGAGCUCGCAUUAAAAGCAGCCCAGUAUUGUGCAGGAAAUCCAUUGGCUCUUAAAUUGCUGGGUUCUUUAUUUGUUAGUGCUAAAGACUCACGAAAAAGAAAUAACAUAGAAUAUUGGAUGAGUAAAUUGAAGUUAGAAAGAGACCUUGAUUACAGAAUACAAGAUAUACUCCAAAUGAGCUUUGACUACUUGCCAUAUAUCACUUACCGAGAGUUGUUUUUGCAUAUUGCUUGUUUCUUUAUUGGAGAGGAUGAAGAUUAUGUGGUGAAGAUAUUGGAGCCUGAUUACUGUGCAACAGCUGGGAUUGUAACCCUAAUUAAGAGAUGCCUUCUUACUGUUUCACCAAGCAACAAACUCAUGAUGCAUGGAGUGCUUAUAGAGAUGGCAAGAAGGAUAGUAAGUAAAGAAUCACCCACGAAUCCUGCAAAACGCAGUAGAGUCUGGUCUAAUGAGGACUCUUACACUCUGUUGAGACAAGGAAAGGGUUCAGAAACUAUAGAAGGUCUAACACUUGACAUGCGAAUGGUGAGGGAAGAGGAGCGUAACAUGGUAAUGAUGGAGGAGCGGAAAAUGCAAAAAGCCUUUGAGGCAGAUUCACUUGCAAAGAUGGAUAAUCUAAAGUUGCUCCAGCUCAACUAUGUGGAAUUAAAUGGGUCCUAUGAUGAAUUUCCAGAAGAUUUGAGAUGGCUGUGCUGGCAUGGAUUUCAUUUAGGAACCGUACCGUCAGAGUUAUUCAUGGGGAACUUAGUAGCUAUAGACAUGAGUUAUAGCAAAUUAAGAAUAUUUGAACCACCCAUGGUUAUCAGACCACUGAAGAUUCUAAACUUUAAAGACUCACAUAGUCUAGAGGAAAUCCGCAAUAUCUCCCGACUUCCUAAUCUUGAAACUUUGAUUCUUUGGAACUGUUACAGUUUGGUUCGUGUUUGUGAAACCAUUCAAGGGCUUACGAGUCUUGCUCUAUUGAACAUGACAGGGUGUGAACAACUGUUAAAGAUGGAGCAUAUUGACCCAUCAGAAGGGUUAAAAGCCUCGGACUAUGGUGGACAGAGUCCACAACAGCCGUUGUUUUUCUUUCCGCACUCGUUAGAGCGGCUAUUGCUGAAAAGUUGCAAUCUUGAGCGUAAUAAUAGUUUUUUAUUGAGUUUCCAAGUCCAAUCGUUUUUGCAGUACUUGCAUUUAGGCAGUAAUUUAUUUGAGUUCUUACCUGAUUACAAUCAUCUUAAAAGUCUUCGGGUACUUGACUUGAGUUUUUGCUCAAAACUUAAGUGCAUCGAGUGUCUCCCGAGUACACUAGAAGAGUUGUUUACUACGUGCUGUACGUCAUUGGAGAAAAUAACUUUCCAAACACAUCAGUUUACUUUGCGAGAGAUUGAUUAUGAAGGUUGUAUCAAUCUGUUGGAAAUUGAAGGCCUUCUAAAAUUGGUGCCGAUAUCCAAAAUGGAUGAAACAGAUUUGGGACAUAUGAAGUGGCUCAAAGAAUAUCAAAAUCAUGAGCUGUGUCUGAUCAGUGAUUAUCAGCUCACAGCUGGCAGAAGUUGCCAUAUCCAGAUGCUGUACGAAUUUGGUAUAAUGAGCGUAUUUCUGCCAGACAUAAAGGAUCCAAACAUAUCAUGUGAGUACGCUUCACAGUCCUCACCCUUAUCCUUCGAUGUGCCUUCACCUCCUAAGAAUCACAGGCUUAAAGGAAUAGAUGUGAAAUUCAAAUAUACAACAUCUGGCCAAGAGAAACAUGUAGGGCCGAUAUUUGCUAAAAUCAGUAACACAACCAAGGGUCAUGAUUGGAUUUACAACCCUAUGAUCUUUGGUAGACCUGGAAUUGGUGAAGUUGCUAUAUGGUUAAGCUAUUGGGCAAUGGAAAAAGUACUAGAUGUUGGUGACAAAGUCAAUGUGUCUAUUAUUGUGGAGAAUGGAUUGAAGGUACAUGAGUGUGGUGCAAGCCUUGUGUACGCCAAUGAUAAAGUAGAGAAUGAUACCUGGCACAAUAAUAUGGAAUGGGAGAAAAUUCUUGUAGAUUAUCUGUCUGCAUUUCAGCUGAGCACAAAAACAUACUAUCUCUGUCGUCGUGAUUUCUUCAAGUCAAUGGAGGUUGAUGGACCAACCCCUAGUUGGUUUAGGGAUGCUGUUGGUAAUAACAUCGACUAUACAGAGAUACAAGGAUGGAGAAAAACCGGACGAUCUCAGAAGCUACCACCAUAAUUUUCAGAUGUGGAAACUUUCUAAGGAAGCAUCCAUGGUCCCGGAGAAGUUUCCAGAAGAUUUAAUAUGGCUAAGCUGGCACAAAUUUCAUCUAUGAACCACACUCUUCGUCCACCCAUGGUUCUUAAUCACUGAAGAUUCUGAAUCUUUGGAUGCCCAAUCUUGUCAAAAUCUAGAAUAUCUCCUGAAUUUCUACCACUGAGAUCAUAAUUCUUAUGGGUUGGAAGCAGUUUGGCAUUUGUUUGUCAAGCCAUCGGAGACCUUGAGUCUCUCUCUAUUGAACAUAACAGGUUGUGAAAACCUGUGGCACGUUUCAUUGAAAUUGAUGUAUAUAAUCUCAAUCUAAGAGUUAAAAACUUCAAAUUUUGGUAGAGGAAGGCUGCAGCGGUCACUCUUCUGCGAUGCUUGAUAGAGUGUCAUUCUGCAACUGCAAUCUUGAAUGUUAACAGUUCAUUUUCUUGUGGGUUUCAGUGAUCAUUUUCACGGUACUUGAAUCUUCUGGAUCCAGAUUUAGGAUCAAUGACGCAUAUGGACUGGCUACUGGACAAAUACAAGAUGCAGUUGCUAGUUUCCUGUUACUCUGACCAUCUCUGUCUCCAAUCUUACAUGGUGCUAAGUCAAUGGUACAGCCAUCGGAACCUGAGAACAGACUAGCUUACAAUUACAAAGAUGAAUUUGGAUCCUAGAAUUUUAGAAGAUCGAAGAUGGGUGUGGUGGAUUUAACUUGUCAGUUUCGACCGUCUUCAAGUGGGUGUGUGGUGUUGAAGAUCUGGCACAAGUUCUUGAAUCACUGAUCAGUGAAGAAUUAUAGAGACUCUACUAACAUUGCUGGAUUAUAUAAAAGGGGUAUAAAGUAAUUAUAUAUGUAAUCAACCUGUUCGAGAUCUGUUAGAGAAGUGUGAUGGUUGUCAAAUUAGGAUUCUCAUAUAUUGUUCCUGUUAUUUUUUGUUUUCCAACUGUCCUCUGACCUGGUCUGUAUACAUCCUACCCUUUCCCAUUAUUCUUAGUUAUAUCUCAUCGUCAAGAA